Ceratosolen solmsi marchali is the source of this 656-nucleotide messenger RNA. RefSeq names its product anaphase-promoting complex subunit 15. The coding region runs from base 129 to 521 and encodes 130 amino acids. Gene Ontology annotation, cellular component: anaphase-promoting complex. The transcript is spliced from 4 exons. The record is from RefSeq and is a predicted model, not a curated record. NCBI's taxonomy places the organism in Eukaryota, Metazoa, Arthropoda, Insecta, Hymenoptera, Agaonidae. Gene Ontology annotation, biological process: regulation of mitotic cell cycle spindle assembly checkpoint.
AUUAAAUUUUUUAACUUUCUCAUUUUAAAGGUUAAUAGGCGUAAACAAAAUAUUAUGAAUUGUGUUAAUCAUGCAAAGCAAAAGAGAUAAAAAUCAUUAUUAAUUUACGUCGAAAGUUUUAAAAUAAAAUGUCGUUUAUGCCUCUUUGGCCAAAUUUACAACCAAGAGCUACAGAUCCCUUAUGGUUUAAUGCUGACAAACCAAUUGAUGAUGAAAGUGAAGUAUCUGCAUUGGAACUUAAACAUCAAACAUGGUUAGAACAAAUUCGAGUUGAAGGUUAUGAUCUUAUUCCUAUUGGAAAAUCAGCUAGUGAUUUUAGAUGUUCUGAAGAAGAGGAAGAAGAGGAGGAAGAGGAAGAAGGCGAAGGAGAAGAAGAAGACUCGGAUACUCACGAAGAAGAAGAAGAAGAACUAGAUGAUAUAGAUAUGGAAGUUAGUUACUCACAACAGCAGCAAAGAUCAAGUCCAUCAGAUACUGCUACUGAUCCUGUGUCCAUUAGAAUGGAACCAAGUGGAUCAUAAUUAAUAUGUUUUAUUAUAAAGAUUCUGAUGAGAGCCAUUUGACCAAUUUUUCUCAAUCAAGGACAACAUAAUGUUAUUGAUAUUUAUGACAUCAAUAACUAUAUUAUUUCUUAUAAUGUUUUUAUAAAAGGUGUA